AUGGCAGGCCCAUCCAACACCAUCGACCUCACCAAGGAGCCAAAAGACCACCUCACAGCACUCCCCUCCGAGCUCCAGCACGAAAUCCUAGACUACCUCUUCCCCACUCACGACCCCGACGCAGCAGCCAAAGCAAACUACGUCGCGCCCUCCAAUCAACCGGACACCAAGCGCCAUCACUCCUUCGAUGCUCUCGCGGCAACCUGCCACGCCCUGCGAGACGGAACCUUCUCCUGGGCACGCCUCUGGCUCAUCCGCCACCAGGAAAUCACGAACUACCUCCCAGCACGGCCAGAGCUACAGAAGAAGCGCGACUUCCUCCGCGGCGGCCCGUCAGGACUCCUAAACUGGAUGGACCGCCACUGUGUCUUCUGUGGGAAGAAAAGCAUCCGGACCGCCAUCAUGAUGAACGGGCUCCGCUGCUGUCGGGACUGCGAUGGGAAGCACUGGCCGGAAAAAAUCACCAAGACGGAUGCCAAAGCGCAGUAUGAUCUCAAAGAGAACCAAUUACUGCCGAACCAGCAUCCCGCAGCGAAAAUGCUUAAUCGGCAUCCGGGUGGUUUGCCGGUUUUGAGAUACGGGACGUACAUGGUCUCGAGUGUGGUCACGACGAUGUUCAUGCGGAGCGAUGUUGAGGCGCUGGCGAAGCUAGCGCACGGGGAUUUGAAGGCGCAUUUUGCGAAGAGGGAAGCUGCGAGGGAGGAAAGGAAAACGAAAAUGGCUGAGAAUCGGGCGAAGAAGGUGGCGCAAGCGAUUCAAUUGCUGCAACAUGAGCGGUAUGCUGCUGACGGGUUUGUUGAGGUGCAGCGGACUUCGGGUACUGAUUGCGUUGCAGCAUAUGAUACUCGUCGUGCUCAUGGGGAGAGUGGGUCGGCUCACGGGACGGUCUCGAUGUGGGAGGUGGAAGGAGGGUACGAGGAGACGACAGCGUUGGCCGAGCGUGCGGCAAGGGAGAAUAUGGAGGAGGCUAUGGAUGCUUCGGGCCCAAUACCAUCAGAUGGUAGUGGGUUCAACGAGCUAGGACCGUACUCCGGGAUGGAGGCACUCUUCGCUCCCUUGUGA
Saxophila tyrrhenica is the source of this 1062-nucleotide messenger RNA. RefSeq lists its product as uncharacterized. The record is from RefSeq and is a predicted model, not a curated record. The transcript has a single exon. NCBI's taxonomy places the organism in Eukaryota, Fungi, Ascomycota, Dothideomycetes, Mycosphaerellales, Extremaceae. The coding region runs from base 1 to 1062 and encodes 353 amino acids.